Molecule: messenger RNA, 4167 nt
Organism: Ostrinia nubilalis (European corn borer)
Lineage: Eukaryota; Metazoa; Arthropoda; Insecta; Lepidoptera; Crambidae
Exons: 3
Coding region: 43-3144 (1033 amino acids)
Source: RefSeq, a predicted model, not a curated record
CGCGCGAGUAACGGCCGCGCCAGUGUCGCACACUGCCGCAAGAUGUCGCCGUGCAACACUUACAGGUCAUUCGCGAUUUACUUGUUAAUCGUCAUACUAAUACCUGAAUCACCGGUGAGUGCCUUCACAAUCCGUAGAGCGAGAACUACUACGUUAAAGUCCGUGGAUUUGGAUCUCGCAGCAGAAGGAAGUGCCUUAUUGGAGGUGAAAAGCGAAUCGUCAAAGUUGAACAAUGAAAGGGAGUACAUUAAAUACGGCACUAGAAAAUCUUCCAUCAGAAACUCGGCUAAUAUUUUAGGACCAGACAAUAAGUUUGCUUCAGCUGGUAAGAGAGUUGCGAUACAAACUACCACGCCGAAACUGCCGAACGAGAGUGAUGACGUCACAAAGCAAUCUGAUCACACAACGAUACGAAAAAACACAGAAACGACUACACAACAUGCUAUUGGUAAAGCAGAUACAUUUAAAGCCAGAGCAGAGUCUAUUGCCAAUGCCUCAAAUAAAAGGAACAGUUCCAUUCCAGUUGAAUCAACUUCACAAAGUUUAAAAAUCCAAACUCAAGUAACAAAUGAUGACAGUGAUUAUUAUUCAACAAGUACUGAAUGUUCGGAGGCAGACAGCUCUGGUACAGACGACACACACAUAACAACUACUGGAUUUAUAACGACAGAUAACCCGACAGAAGAAACAACUACACUUGUCACAAAACCUCAAGACGACUCAAUCAGCUCGGACACAACAAAAGAAGAAAUUAUAAUUUAUCAAAUCAUUAAAAAAAGUACUACACCGCAAACUAAAUUUGAAACUGACACCACAAAAUUGGAUGAAGUUGAGAAAGACACCACUGCAACGGAUUCUACAGCACAGACAGAAGCCAUGGUUGGAGCAUUUUCUAAUUCACCAACUAACGAUCCUUCGUGGAAGAAAUAUACCACUAUUGAAAGAAAACGUAUAAUCCCGACUCCAGAAACUGAGGGUGUAACCACUGAGGCUGAAGAAUUGGAGAAAGCCGAAUCUGUUUCAUCAAGAAUAACGUUAGAAAACGCCGUAAGCGGUUAUCCAACAACACAAGGACUUAACUCAAAUACGAGGACCACCGCCUUAGAAACAGAAGGUUUGAAAUGGUCUUCCACAUCGCAAGUUUUUAAUAAUAUACCUGAAACGGGAACUGAGUCGUUACCCUCGACUCGUCCCUUAGGCUCAGAAAUCAAAAAUGAACAGAAUCUUCGUGGUUCUCUGGCUUCGAGAAGAGCUGGCUAUUUAGAUUUGUCCGCAAGACAAGACACUGAUGAAGCGACCACCACGGAACAAUAUGAAGAUGUUAAACUAAAUGAAACAGAACUACUUGGGUCUAUGUUCGAGAUAGACACACAAGAUAAUGAUGGACCUGAAUUAAAGAAUUCUACUAUAGUAGAAUCGCAGAGUCAGUUGGCCGAUGAUGCAAUAAAAGAAGAAUUAAUGAAAGAAGCCGUACUAAGCGACCACGAGGAGAAUUCUAAAAGAUACAGCAAAGAACAACAAGAUAUCAACAAAGUAAAGCCUCUCGAAAACAAUGCAGACGACUCUCUCAGUGUUAAACCAAUCAGUCUCGGAAAAAACGCUCUUUACACCUCAAGGUCGAACUACAAACCCAUGAAGAAAAUAGAAGUGCAGCCGUCGAAACCUUACAUAAGACACCCCGAUGACAACAGCUGGAGAAAUGAAAGCCUUAGUUACCUGGGUAUCGUGUUUAAAGCUAAAAACGCAUCUAAACCAUUCACUCAAGUACUGAAGAACAAAACAGAGGCUGAGCUGAAUAACUGGUCUGAAAAGGAAAAUAAAAAUGAAGUACCAGAUUUGAGAGAGAGGCUUGAAAAAAUAGCAGAAGUAAGAAAGUCUAAAAAGAAGAAGUUAAAUCAAUUCGGUGAUAUGGUUUAUAGUGACUACGAAGAAAACUCGGGUGAAACCUCCAGUACUCCGAAACAGGACGCGGUUCCUGUACCAGUGAUGGACAUAGAGGGGCCACUUUUCUUUAAGAGUUUUCCAACGACGCCUUCAGUAAGAAAAGAAGUUGCAACACAACCCACGAUUACACCCGGCGUGUACAUGUACAAGGAGGAGACAGUCACUACCACUAAAAAACCAAAGAAGAUGAAUAAAUUCGCCGAAUACUAUGACACCACCGACGAGUACGAUGCCGAUUACCUCAGCCUAUCCAAAAUAGACUUGAAGAAGUUUACUACGCAUCUGUUCGGCAAGGACAAGGUCACAACUCCUGCCACGAUGCCCACGAUGUUUACCAAACCGAUGAAAACUAUGCUGCCGGACAGGAGGCCCACUGUGCAGUACUUCCCACCGCGCGAGAAGCCGCGCAGCGAGCCCCAGAAGGUCAACAUAAACGAUUAUGACAGCGAUUUCCAGAAAAAAGUGAACAUGUUCGCGUACAGCGAGCCACCGAAGAGCUCCCCCGUGUCCCCCUUCACGCCGCCGCCCGCCUCCAUGGAGUAUAAGACCACGCAACGCCUCAAGGAGACCAGCGCAAUACCGGGCAAGAUGCGUCAAUUCAAACCCGGCAAUUUGGCGAAGACAGUUUACGAUACGAGUCCGCCACGCGUAGUCGACCACAAUAAUAGAUACCCGGCGAACAAUGACGAAACGUUCAACCGAGCGUCGUAUGUCAUCAGGCACUUCAAGGACCUGAUCGACGAGGCCGUGAAGGACGACUACGACAAGAGCGCGGAGUUCAUGCAGCCCUACACGGAGGCUCCGCUCGUAGGCGUCACCGCGGCUAAGGAGAGGGAUCCGACGCGGGUGCGCCUCGACGACGAUUAUGAUUACGACCCCAACUUCCGCAAGGACAUACUGAGCAGGUUCGUGGACAACUUCAACCAGAACAGCGAGCGGUUCAAGGUGGAUUUCCCGAUCUUGUAUAACAACAGCGUCGUGCACAUGAAGGCGGAUGAGAACGGGAGGGUGGUGGCGUCGUCGACUGCCUUCCUGAAGCGACAAUACGGCGGGGCGCCUGCACCUUUGCCCGGUAGACCCUGCUGCGACAUGAAGGUGGAGCUGUCGCCGGCCUACGAGCUGCACUACUACGUGCCUGAACAGGAGGAGAAGGAAGAGGCCGAAAAGCCCGCCACGAUGCCCUUCAGCUAUAGAUUAUGAAACCGACGCGCCCCAUUAGCUUACGAUUAAGGUUUUGUAGCUGUAGAUUGCCAUAAAAACUUCAGUGGCCGGAUAGAGAGCGACGGAUACAACUUUUUCACCGGGUAUAUUAUCCAGUUGUGUUGAGUUUUCGUAUUGUAGCAAUUAAUGUGUGCCUUAUAAGUUAUGAAAACUAAUUAGUGCUAGUUAGAUACUUUUAAAGUUAACUUAAUUAGGAACCUAAAUAUAGGCUACACCUAAGUUUAAUUACCUACUACUUAGGCGCCUGUUAAUAACCGAUGCUUGCGAUUGGGCUUUUAAGUUGGAUUUUGGAGGCAUGAGUAAACAUUUAAUUUUGAGCUGUAAAUGCAAGUUUCGAUUAUUAAUACGAGCUGGAGAUCUUGAGUAAACUUUGGAUUGUCAGACGAGUCAGGUCCUUUAUUUGGAUGUUUCAGUGCUUGAUAAUCAUAGUAAUACCACAGGUAACACGGAAUACCUAAAUUGCUUCAGCGUUCUGUUGAUAUUUUUCGUCUAUUACUAUGCUUAUUAAAUACGAAGCUCCUAGCAGUAAGCUAAAAAUUGAUUUCACUUGUACUGUAAACUACUUUUACUGUGCAUUGUUGGUCACAUUCAAUGUUUCGUUAACAAUUGUAACAGACAAAUAACUAGGCAUUGGUACCUGCUUUUGACAGUAUGUGUAGACUGAAUUUAUUAUGUAUAAUUACAUUGCCAAAGAUGCACUGACUAAGAUAUUUAAGCCAAGAUAAUGUUGUAAAUAGUAUUUCUAUCUUUUUGGUCAGUGUUGGCGACUGCACUCGUUCGUAACACUAACGAGUACUAUAUUUAUUAAAGUAGUACUUAAAAAUUUAAAAUAUUGAAUCAUAACGUUGGUAAAUGAAUGCGGCUUGAAGUUAUGUAUUAGAUUACUUGUCGUAUUUGAUAACAGGUAUUAUGUGUUAAGGUUGUUACCUGUAAUUCUAGUGACCGUGUUGUGAGCAAGUGAUAAUAAACUUUCAUGUUCGUAAGUAGUACAUUACCUACGUA